Molecule: messenger RNA, 139 nt
Organism: Chaetura pelagica (chimney swift)
Lineage: Eukaryota; Metazoa; Chordata; Aves; Apodiformes; Apodidae
Product: cell surface glycoprotein CD200 receptor 1-B-like
Exons: 1
Biological process (GO): regulation of neuroinflammatory response
Cellular component (GO): external side of plasma membrane
Molecular function (GO): signaling receptor activity
Source: RefSeq, a predicted model, not a curated record
AUGAACUGGAAAUCCAGACCAGACUGGGAUCCUGCCCUUGAGAUACAGCAAGUGGGUAUUGCCCACGAGGGAAAUUACACCUGUGAACUAGUAACAGUAGAUGGGAAUUUCCCCACAACCUACCUCCUGAGUGUGCUGG